This is a messenger RNA of Physella acuta, 935 nucleotides long. Its product is annotated as glycine N-phenylacetyltransferase-like. NCBI's taxonomy places the organism in Eukaryota, Metazoa, Mollusca, Gastropoda, Physidae. The record is from RefSeq and is a predicted model, not a curated record. Gene Ontology annotation, cellular component: mitochondrion. Gene Ontology annotation, molecular function: glycine N-acyltransferase activity.
AGUCCUGGUUCUGAUAGGUUUAAUACGAUGCAGAUUGUAUAACAGACUGAGUUGAUGAGUGUUGUAGUGCGGGUACAUCCACCAGGAGAAUGUGUGACGAGCUCCAUCUUGUAACAGAGCAGGAAAUCCCACAGCUGCUAGCCUGGCUUGAGCAAGAUUUACCUCGGUCUUUCUUGCUGUACGGUGUUGUCAGGGUACAUAUCAGAACAAAAUGGCCAGGUUUUCAGUUCUACACCAUCGGGUGGCCAAACAUACAAGCAGCGGCCACUGGCCAUGUUGACGUCAACUGUGGGUGUGUUGAAUACUUUAACACAACCCCCAAACAUGUUAUAUACGCUCGUGACGUCAGCUCAGCUCAGGCAUUGCUGACAGUGCCAGGAAUUUUUGACUGGAACAAACAGGCACAAAUCCGUUAUCCGGCGGAUCUAGCCUCAGGAAUCCACCAACUGUUUCAAAACAAAAUUUCACGUCUGCCGAUGGAGCAGACGUUUUGCACCAUGAUGUCACAAGGCGAUGACGUCACUGAAAGCAGCCCAGUACCAGACGAUCUAAUUAUCUCCCCUCUCGACCCAAAACGUCACGCAAAAAUCGUCAACUCGACCUGGGCAUAUAAAAUGGACAACUCCGAGCUAUAUAUAGAACAGAUGAUUCAGCAGUUUCCUUCUUGUGGCGUCUUUGACAAGAGUGGCCAAUGUCUAGGUCACGUGAUAGGAACCGAUUCCGGCACGUUCGGAAUUCUUUACGUGGUUCCAGAAAUGAGACGUCACGGCCUGGGUCAGAUGCUGCUACGUGGGAUAUCUAAGGCUUACUUCGACCUUGACCUCCCGUGUGCGGCUUACUGUCACGUGGACAACGCCCAAGCCAUCCAGCUGUUUGAGAAGACCGGAUUCAAGAAGAGCACCGCCAUCAACAUGAUGUACUACCGUCCGUCUUGA